CCGGUGAUACUCAGAGAUGUGGAGAGGAUGUUGACAAUGUAGGAGCUUGUUUGGACAGUUUCGCUGUUAUCUUCGUCUGUCUGUCGCCUGACCCGCAACUCUCACUUAAUUCACUUCGAAUUUCACAUAAAGCCACUCUAGAUUCGUUUACACAUCCGGGAACAGACUCCGCGAUGAGCUCUGGAAGCGGACGAGAACAGUUCACUUGGACACUUUGAGCAGUUCCAGCGAUGGACAAGCAGAAAGUGCUGGCUCAGCUGGUUUCAGACCUGCAGGCCUUCUUGCUGGUUCUGGACAGUGAGAAUCUCAGUUAUAUCGCUCAGGUCCAGAAAAAAUCCAUCUCAGAGCUGCUAUAUAAACUACAGGACAACAAGGACACACCAGCAGAGGAUGCGGAGUACAUGAUUAUGAACUGUCCCUCUGGAGGCCCCAGUGAUCUCAGGGAAAGCCCCACUGCUGAGGCUCAGUCGACGGAGGAGGCUCUUUCAGUCACCUCUACUGACCGUCUGUGGCCCAGGUCUAUGAAUCCCUCUGUUCCCCCAAAUCCCCUGUGUGUAGAGGAAGAGGACUGUUAUGAGGAGGCAGAACCAUUUGUCCCAGCUAGUCAGUCUUCAGAUAAAGUGGACUCAGACAGUAGUCACUACGAGUCGUAUGGUGAAGAGGAGGAUGAUGAGGAGUUUGUAAAGGACCGAGCUCACUACAUCCAGUGGAGCUCCUCUCAACCGUGUUUAAGACCCGUGCCAGAGUCACGCAUCUGUGGAUACCUCUGGAAGAAGAAGUGGUUGGGUCAGUGGACCCGCCAGCUCUUCAUUAUUAAGCACAACUCUUUAUUGUGUUUUAAGUGUGCUAAAGACCUGCACCCUCUGCUGGAGCUAAACCUCACGGGUUGUUACGUGGUCUACAAAUCCAGGCACAGUAAGAAGAUGCAGCACGAGCUAAAGGUGGUGGCCGGUGCCGAAUCGGUUAUCUUGGGCUUCCAGAGCAGCACGCAGGCCGAAGAGUGGAGGAAGAUUAUAGAAGAAGUGAGCGGGUCUUCUUAUUAUGAACCUGAAUCCCAAAGCUCCUCAUCCAUCCUGAGGAGCGAGAGGCUGGACUCUUGCAGGUCAAGUACUGUCCUCCAUACGGACUCGGAUGAAGAGAAAAUCUCAAGUCUUCCGUCUGCAGUUAGCAGUGUGGAAAUCAAAGAUAAAGACCUAUCCGGCUUCCUAAACGUGCUGAUGAACUGUCAGUGGCAGAGUCUGUGGUGUCGGGUGGAGGACGGGGUCCUGAAGAUGUACCGGGACGAGGCGUCAGAAGAGAGCCCUCAGUACACGGUUCAGCUCAGAGGGAGCGAGGUGCGACCCGGCCCGGAUACAGCACACACGUACCGCAUUACCAUCACACAGCACGGGGACCAGGUGGCUGUGCUAGAGGUGAGUUGUGCAGAUGAUAAAGAGCAGUGGGUUCAGCUCCUGCAGGAUGGGAGUUCAACUGUAGCUGGUUCUCCAUAUCAACACAUCAGCCACGAGUCACUGAGUGGUCUGAAAAGCCGCAGGUUUCGCACCUCAAACAUGUACAUGGAUGACCCCUUUCAGCAGCUGUGUGGUCCAUCAGUCCACCCGCAGCCCAUCUAUUCAAACACAUCCAUACUGGAGCACAUGUUUGAGAAACCCUACACUGGUGGAAACGGAGAAUCGGUGUCAUCCAAGGAUCCUGCCAGCUACAGAAAUAAUGAAAUCUUCAGCAACCACAGUACAAAAGUGUUUGAGUUUGAGAGGGGUGUGCAGAAGCUGGACCUGACAGGAAAGAGACGUGUGCCGUUGCGAGCAGGGUCAGAGGUCAACCUCAUGAGUGUGGGGACGAAGCCAGCUAAACGGAACUCCUUCAGACGCUCCCUCGCUUUCUGCACUGAACGAGCACAGGGUGGAUUUCUGACCCCACUCUUGAGAAGAACUGCCUCAGCAAAAAGCACCCUGAAGAAAGCCCCGUCUGCCCUGUUUAUGGAGCAUGGCAGGGUCUUCCAGAGGAAGAGGGAGUGGGAAACCAAAGCUUCAGGUUGACAUCAAGAGAAGACUCUCUCACAUCCCCCUCAUAUUGUCAAUAUAAUAUUGCACUGAAAAUAAUAUUCUUUCCAAGCAUGUGGAUCAUGCAGUGGUUUGGAUCUGUAAAGUCUGUGUUCUUUUUGUGGGGUACGUGGUACUUUUAAGAAACUAACUGACCAAGCAAACUCUUUACCAGCAUAUUCUGUCAGUAUGCCAACUUUCAUCGAGUUGCAAGAUUGUUAGGGGAGCAACCGCCAAACAUUUUACAAUUGGAGUAAAUGUCUUUUCAGAUGAUGCCGAUGUACAUUUCUUCAGAAAUUAAAGAGAACUUUGACACCAUCGUUUCAGGUAUUGAAUAACUCAGUGUCUAGGAGUUUUGUGUAGAUCAUUUAUAGCACAGUAUUUAUCCUUAUGUUAAUCACUUUGCACUGAUUUGAACCCGACCUAAACUGUGUUUGCGGUUUGUCAGAAAGGCAUUGUCAUGGUCAAUCAUCAGGAAUCAUCGGUGUGAAGAUCAGACAGGAUAUGUGUAUUGCUAACUGAUUAUUGAAGAGUAAUUACCUCUGUCUUAUUUUUAUUUUCUCUAGACUCACAAACCUGUGGUAAUUUAUCAACAUUUGUACUUUUUAUUCCAAUGCACAUAUAGUAUAUUAUGUGUCGAGCUUUUCUAAUAAUGUGCCUUAACCGUGGUUUUUAUCCAUGUUUUUUAUGAAGCUUUGAUUUGUCUUUACAGCUGAAGAGAUUUUGCUGGUAUUGAUCCCUCUUCAGGAAGGUUUUUUUUCUGUAUAGUUUGGUAGCUUGGUUAAGACAAGGAUGGCCUAAUAUUGCUGUACAAAACAUAACUGUAAAGAACCAAAACACCACUGAUGAACAUAUUUCUACAAUAAAUAAUGUAAUGCUGGAUAAAGCAUCA
This is a messenger RNA of Carassius auratus (goldfish), 2934 nucleotides long. RefSeq names its product actin filament-associated protein 1-like 2. NCBI's taxonomy places the organism in Eukaryota, Metazoa, Chordata, Actinopteri, Cypriniformes, Cyprinidae. Gene Ontology annotation, cellular component: cytosol. The transcript has 15 exons. The record is from RefSeq and is a predicted model, not a curated record. Gene Ontology annotation, molecular function: SH3 domain binding. Bases 231 to 2039 code for a protein of 602 amino acids.